Molecule: messenger RNA, 258 nt
Organism: Macrosiphum euphorbiae (potato aphid)
Lineage: Eukaryota; Metazoa; Arthropoda; Insecta; Hemiptera; Aphididae
Source: the annotation of a GenBank genome assembly
AUGGAGGAAUCGAUAACAGUGACUGAAACCUGUUCCGAAGUUCAACUUCAAGCCCUGCUUGACCAUACAGCAUUGCGUUUGUACAAAUAUGUUGAAGAGGUGGUAAAAACGUGUUCAGAAGAAGAAAAGAAAAAUAUGGUUUUAUUAUCAAAAUGGGGUUGUGACGGAUCGCAACAGACCCAGUACAAACAAAAAUUUCAAAACAGCAAGGACAGUGACGCAAAUAUUUUCCAAACCUCAUUUGUUCCUUUAAGAUAA